Knipowitschia caucasica is the source of this 456-nucleotide messenger RNA. The record is from the annotation of a GenBank genome assembly. NCBI's taxonomy places the organism in Eukaryota, Metazoa, Chordata, Actinopteri, Gobiiformes, Gobiidae.
AUGAAGAAGGAAGAGGAAGGGGAAGAAGAAGGAAGAAGAAAGAAAAGGGAAGAAGAGGAAAGAAGAAGAAGGAAGAGGAGGAGAAAGAAGAAGGGGAAGAAGAAGAAGAAGGGGAAGAAGGGGAAGAAGGGGAAGAAGAGGAAGAAGGGGAAGAAGGGGAAGAAGAGGAAGAAGAGGAAGAAGAGGAAGAAGGGGAAGAAGAGGAAGAAAAGGAAGAGGAAGGGGAAGAAGAAGGAAGAAGAAAGAAAAGGGAAGAAGAGGAAAGAAGAAGAAGGAAGAGGAGGAGGAAGAAGAAGAAGGGGAAGAAGAAGGAAGAAGGGGAAGAAGAGGAAGAAGGGGAAGAAGAGGAAGAAGGGGAAGAAGAGGAAGAAGAGGAAGAAGGGGAAGAAGAGGAAGAAGAGGAAGAAGAGGAAGAAGGGGAAGAAGAGGAAGAAGGGGAAGAAGAGGAAGAAGUGA